Messenger RNA from Clonostachys byssicola, 801 nucleotides. Lineage: Eukaryota; Fungi; Ascomycota; Sordariomycetes; Hypocreales; Bionectriaceae. The record is from the annotation of a GenBank genome assembly.
AUGGCCCGUCAGCUUUUUACACAAACAAUCACCAAUAUACGCACAAGCUGCAUCCAGAGAAGAGUUCCCGUACCUCAGGAAUUCCUCGACCUGGUAAAGGAGGCUUUCCCCUUUCUAGAUCCUGAGCACCCUUGCAUACAGAUCGGACCUAUCCUCGACCAAGCAGCCACCUUGAGAUCGCGAGUCGCGGCGGGUACAGUUAACUUGAUAGAUGCUGCCUUGGAGGUAGAUCAGGGUGCAAUUGCCCUCUGUGAACUCAUCGAGCCUAAUAUGAAGUUUACGCCAAGGACUUCGGGAAUUUCCUCCAAAUGGGCGUACCUCACAAUGGAAUACAACUAUUUGACUCGUCGCCAUGCCAAAGUUUGGAAUACAAUACGAAUGAUCCGCAUGUUCAUGCACAUGACCAUUUGGGUACACUCCAAUCUCAUCCUUCAACACGCAUUUCAACCUGGCGAAACACCAUAUUGCAGCACUGUGCAUUCAUAUGAAGAGCUCUUAAAUUACCGCAACAUGGCAGCCAAGAACCUGCUUGAGCUUGAGACUGACCUCCUCCGCAGUGUGUCUUGUUUUCUGGAGCCACAGAGCCUCGGGGGCAAAUUCUGCGCCUCGGCAAGAUGCUUAAUUUGGCCUUUGACGGUACUCUCACAUUCAGAACUCAACAGUCCAUCCGCUAGGGAGUAUGCGAUUUCAUGCUUGUAUCAGAUAGGCGAAGAUUUGAAUAUGGAGCAGGCGAUCGCCGCGGCUAAGAUGACGCGGGAAAUGAAUAACCAUGAAGAUUGGUUGCAUCUCUACCACCUCUAA